AUGGACAACGUUCGGGCGUAUGGCGCCGGGUUAGCAGGUGCUAAUUUCGAUAAAAACACAUUUUUCAAAAAACCAACGGUUUUGUUCCGUUGUGCAGCGUUGGUAUUCGGACUCAUACUUUGGUAUUCAGUGUCAAAGGGUGGCUGGCACAAACCAAGCGACGAAAUCCAUCCGGUGUGCCUCUACGGAAAGAGCUCGUCAACAUGCUCGUUUGCCACCGCUGUCGGCUUCUUUGCCGUAUGUGGAGCCGUCGGUCUGAUUGUGCUCGACGCGAAAAUGGAUCAAAUUAGCUCAAUUCCCACUAGACGACGAGCGGUUUUAGCAGAUUUAGUUGUAUCAGCAAUUUUCACUGGAAUCUUUCUCAUCGGUUUCUUCACAUUCUGGUCCAAACUAUCCGCCUUCGAAGUCAACGAAGGCGACGAAAAUCCAAUAAAGACUAACAACGCGAAAUUCGGAAUUCUCAGUGCUCUACUCUCGUUCUUGGCAUGGGGAGGUGCUGCUUUCUUCGCAUGGCGCCGUUACGAAGAAGGAAACCAGGCCACUCACGAACCCAAUUACGAUGAGCAGUUCGGACAGGUGUCCACUGACGUCCAAGAUGGAUAUGGCUACGGAGGGGACUCAACUGGAAUCGGACAUGUUGGAGCUGCCCCAGCCCAAUCCUCAUAUCAAUCCGGAGCUCCGCCACAGAACAUGCAAAAUAUGCAGAACAUGCAGAACAUGCAAGCUAUGCAACAACCACCAGCCAACCCAUACACCCAAUCCGAGGGAUAUGGUUAUUAA
Molecule: messenger RNA, 780 nt
Organism: Caenorhabditis remanei
Lineage: Eukaryota; Metazoa; Nematoda; Chromadorea; Rhabditida; Rhabditidae
Exons: 6
Coding region: 1-780 (259 amino acids)
Cellular component (GO): neuromuscular junction; synaptic vesicle membrane
Source: RefSeq, a predicted model, not a curated record